Molecule: messenger RNA, 1306 nt
Organism: Culex quinquefasciatus (southern house mosquito)
Lineage: Eukaryota; Metazoa; Arthropoda; Insecta; Diptera; Culicidae
Product: neuropeptide F-like
Exons: 5
Coding region: 247-723 (158 amino acids)
Source: RefSeq, a predicted model, not a curated record
CCGGUGACAGUCCCAAAUCGGCACGGAUUUCGUGAGGAACAACCAGCUUCGGUGUGUUGAGAUUGUGUUCCAGCCAGGUUGCACUUUUUGGUGGAAAAUUCGGAGCAUAAUAGUCUGUGCGGAAAAAAAAGUGAGGUGAAAGUUGUGUAUCUGGCCAAAAGUUUGACAAGUUGUUGUUGUCUCCAAACCACCCAUCUCAGCCAGAAGCAACAAGUUAGUGACGGGAAAACCGAGAAAUCAGGAGAAAUGGCAUCCACAAGCAGCAGCAGCAGAAUCAACAACAACCGCCAUGCCGUCAGGUCAUCAGCCUCUUCAGCGUUCACCCAGCGACUGCUAAUCGGCCUGCUGGUCUGCACCCUGGUGCUGGAUCUGAGCUGCCUGACCGAGGCCCGGCCCCAGGACGAUCCCACCUCCGUCGCCGAAGCCAUCCGACUGCUGCAGGAGCUGGAAACCAAGCACGCCCAACAUGCCCGACCAAGGUUGGCACGCAGUGAACUGCCCCCGAAUUAUAACGGGAUUCACUCGGGACUAGACAAAAUUAUCGGAUAUUUCAUCCUAGAGGCUAUCGACCGAGCCCACUCGUCCGAUGCCAGACCCAGAUUCGGAAAACGUGGCUAUCUCCAACCGGCAAAUUACGGCCAGGACGAACAGGAGCGAAACUAUUACAGGAUGAUUGGCAGGAUUCAGCGUUUUCAAGAUGAACAGAACGCCGUACUCAACUAAGUCAACCCGGCCGUUGAACCACCGCCACCACCACCACCACCAAUCACCGCCCGGAAUGCUGAUCCCCCGAACGCUUGUUCCCGCACCCUUUUGCACACUCAGACCUCCUCCUAAAACAUAUUAAUAUGCAAAAACCCCAAAAUGAAAAACGAGCAUUUCGCAACAGUGGCGAUACACAACAAAAUAAAAAUGAUUGUCAUAAUUGGACUUUGUGGUCAUGGAACGCAUUGUUGAGAUCUCAAAAAAAAAUGGACACUUUCAGAAGGAAAUAUAAUCCCAAACUAUUCAAGUAAGCCAAUAAUCAGACAUUUAAACAACAUUCUGCCCCCAUUACUUGUGACGAUAAUCAAAAAAAGUUACACACACUGUUUGAUUACUGCUGCGAUUGUUUAGUAACAAUAAGAAAAAAAAUCAUUGUAAAUAAGGUGACAAAGUCUGUACAAUGUGAAUAAAGGCUUGAGCAAAUAUGCAGUGCUAAAAAUUACAAACAGCUAAAAUAAACGUUGUUUUGAGCAAAUUACAUGAGCAAAAUGAAAAAAAAAAAAACUCCAAUAAAAACUUGUUUCCCUCAUUCGACCACGUG